CAAACAUAUAAUAAAAAUUUAAUCAAUUAUUUAAAAUACACAUUAAAAUAUAAAUUAUAUCUGAAAUAUUAAAAAUUGUAAGUAAUUGACUAUAUUUUUAAAUUGAUAUUUCCCUCAAUGUAAUUGCAUAUUAUUAAGCAGCUAUAAAUCUGAAAAAUCGACUGAAAAAUUCGAACGUGGAGUAUUAACCUAUCGCAGAGAACCCGUUAUAACUCACGAAUAGUGUACAUAUAUACAUAUACAUAUACGAGAGCGUUUCGAAAGAGUGAAUGCGUGUGGAUAGGGCUUUAUGCUCGUUGAACGUCGAAUCCGUUCCCUGUCGUCCCACCAGGAUCCCCCACUCUGAUGGUUCGAGUCCAUCCCUUCAGUGGCUCGGCAGUGCGCGUUCGAUACACGGAAUCGCCUCGUGGUUCUCGGAAGGCAGUAGACUGUCGUCAGCCACGCCAGACGGCGCACUGCUCGCACGCUCAUUGCUCUCUCGUCAGAGAUACUCGCCUACUGGUUCACCCACGGCUGCUGUUACCUCGCUCUCGCGACCUCUCUCUCUCUCUUUCUCUCUCUCUCUCUUUGCUGCUGGCAGCAGCACAUUCGACUUAGCGGGCCGCCAGUUACGCAAUAAUAACAACGCCGUCAGGAGGUAUAGCAUGCGCGUACUGUGCCACCUAUACGCCGACGAACGACCCUGGAACGAUGAGCUGCCGGUCCGUCGUCGUCGCCGCCGCUUCUGCUAUUACUGCUGCUGCAAUCACUUGUUGAAAUAGGAGAGCGCGCAUCCGUAUUGCAAAGCAGUAGUACUAGUACAUGAGCAUCUUCGUUGGGUGGGAAGAGAUUGUGGUGAUAGUAGUAGUGGUGGUGGUAGUGGUGGUGGUGUCGACCAACAGCGUGGAAAGUGCGUAUAGUGUUGUUGAACAGGAAUUAUCUUACAGGAAGAGUGAUGAGUAGUAACGUAGUAGACACGACCGAAAGCGGAUUGAUUCUGUGCCGAGUGAGUGGCGCGGAUCAAAUGCUCGAUACGCGACACGCGCUUCGAGAUCCUACCUUACGGUGGAUCGAAUCAAUUCCUUGCCGUUUGAAUCAAGGAUGAAUAAACGAGAAAUCGCAAUGCUUAUAGUGUAUCACAAUUAUUCGCUCAAAGCAUCGUUGUCUUUGUUAUCUGUCGAGCGAAGAUUUGAAACGCAGAAAUUGACUUUUAUAAGUCUCUACCAUAGAAAAUUCAUAUGAAAAAAAAAUUCCGUGAUGGAUACUUGUUGAAUCAUUGACUGAAAUCGUAUCGUUAUAUUAUUCUUAGGACCUAUGUGACAAAAGGAAGAGGAAUGACAUAAGAAAGAUAUAUCGUUGGAGAAAAACACGAGGUGCACGUUUGAGUGAAGUACACAAAGCGGUAAGUACACGAAAUAUGUCGCGAUUAGGCGCCAAUGACGUCAGACAAGAGUCGUGGAGCCGUGUAAGUCGUAAGAGGAAUUCGUUUGUGGAGUUCGCGGUGCGUUUACCGACACAUUCACGUCGAUGUAUUCGUUAUAUUACUGCUGGCGAUAGUAAUCGUAGUAGUAACAACAGUAUCUGUCAAAAUAGUAUUGGUGCUGGUAAGAGUUGUGUAGUUUCGGUAUCAGUGUUGCCGAACAGAAGAGUGGUGGGGCUAAAGGAGAACCCGUGUGGAAUUGCUGCGUGGUCCGUCGUGGUAGCCAAUUAUAUUUUCUACGUGUGUGCUACGCGGGCAAUGACUAACUGCUCGCCGUUAAGUGUGUUAGUAGGAGAUAUCGUCGACGGACUCGUUUCUGCGUUGGUGUUACCGUCUACGUCAGCACCGGUCGGACGGGAUUUGCAUAGCAAACAGAUUGACGCGCUAGUAAGUGGAUAACGAGAGAGGAGUCGCGACUUUGUGUCCCACCGCGUACCAAAGAGAAAAGGAUAGUGCAUGUCUCUCUGUGUUGCUCUCAUGUUUCUGUAAGAAAGAAAGAGCGAAGAGAGUAGAGCCAAGAGACGCAGACGACGGGGCAAAUGUGGAGCUUAAAAUAGAAGAGUGACUUCGGCUUAAGUACGCGCCAGGGGGACAGGCAAAUAAAGAGUAACCGAAGAGGAUGUCUCCUUUUCGAUUUUCUUCCAAGGAAAUCAUUAUUGUGCUUCUUCUGUGAUACGUUACUCUAAUAUGUUUGGUACUAUUGCGAUUGUGGUCAUAUAAGAAGACAAAAGACAGAGAGAUAGUAUAUUUAUAUGUACAGAAAGUUUUUUAUUUACAUCCUGUGUAAAAAUAGUGAAUGAAGACUAAUAUUGAAAAGACGACAAUUAUCGUAUCAGAAAUUUCAGUAGUGAGUGUUCUGUGAUAAUGUAGUGCGAAUCGAAAAAUGAAAAAAAGCGAAGUGUGAUUCUCCAUUCAUUUUUGUCAGCCUGACAUUUUUUGAUUUGAAUAAAAACGGAUCAUCGUAACCGAUAAAUUGGAGGCGUCUGCAUCUCAGUUUCUCCUAUAAUGGAUCGUGACUCGCGUUCGUAUUCCUGUGGAGGCUGCGAGAGGACCGAGGUCCGAGCUAUGCCGAUGGAGUAACAAGUGAGCGGCGAAGCGGCGUUGCCAUGACGACAGAGACUCACACUGUGGCCAUGACAGAUCCACAGUUGGCAAAUAACAACAAUAAUAACAACAAUAACAAUAAUAAUAAUAACAAUAACAAUAAUAACGAUGGCGAGCCAAAGUACCUGCACAAGAAAUUCAAAAAAAUCGCGACAACUGAGGUUACAUCGAGGGUGGAGCCGAAGAAGGACGCUGUGGUCAACAACGGUACUCCAGAGCCAGGCAAGAGAAAGGACUUGGAGAAAGACUCUAGAGAAUCGCCGAAAGACCCGAUCAAAAUUGAGAUCUCCCCGGAAUCAGUGGACGGAGAACCAACCGAAUCGAGGAAAAAUGGUUAUGUGUGUCCUUAUUGCAGACUAUCAUGCGCAAAACCUAGUGUUCUGCAAAAACACAUUAGAGCUCACACAAAUGAGAGGCCGUACCCUUGUGUGCCUUGCGGGUUCGCAUUCAAGACCAAGUCGAAUCUCUACAAGCACUGCAGGUCCCGCGCUCACGCCCUCAAGAUGGAGGGUGGUGAUGCCAGCAAGGUAUCGGAGGAUUCGGAUAUAAGUUUGUCUGAUAGCGCGAGCAACGGUACUGGCACACCACCCCCUCCUCCGUCAUCGACACCUACGAUGACCGUAACCAGCGUGAAAACAAUUAAAACUGGAAAAAUUUACAAGCCAAAAUUUCACACGGCCCUCCAGUGUGCCAACAACGAUAUCGAAACGUCUUCCCUCUCUUCUACUUCUUCCACGAACAGUUCUUCCUCGACGAUAUGUAUAACCAUGCCGAAACCAAAUUCGGAACAAAUGCAGGAGCACAUCGAUAAAAUUAUCACGGACAAUCAGACGAUCGUCGUCGCAGUGGAUCCGCGAUUACACAAACUGGUUCAAAGACAGCAGAGUCUCGUGGAAAAGCAAUCUGUCGAUCAACCGUUGAAUCUCUCCUCAGCAAAGGAAUCUUCGAGAAAACGAUGCUACAGCGAGAGUUUCGUACAGGAAAGCAAAGAUUGUCCGAACGAUUCGGAGGGCAGUUCCAUAAUCAAGGAUCUCCUGCUGAAAAAUCAAAACUCAUGUCAAGAAAGAACGGCGGAGAACGAAAAUUAUUUUUGUCCCUCUUGCGACAUCCCUUACUCGGGUAUCGAUGUUCUCGAUGUUCAUCACAGGUAUUACUGGAACGGUAACGCGAGUCCCCGAAGAGAAUAUCAGCUAGAGAUUGAAAAAGGGGAAUCCGAUUUCGAUUCAAAGUCUUCCGAUUAUUACAACAACUUGCAACCUCUUCCUUCUCCUGGCCCCCUUCUGGGUAAUACAAGACUAGUCGACACGUACGUGCCACCCGUGAAGAAACAGAGAUCGGAAUCCGUACCGACUACAUUGCGAUCUCUUGAGGAGCUGAGCAAGUAUCCGCGGCCAAACUCGUUACAGAUGUUUGGAGGUGAGGUGAGAAUAUUGGACAACACUGGCGAGACCAAGACGAUGAGGAUCGAGCCACGUCAAACUAAUUCUCCGACGAAUGAACAGGCCAUGAAUACUAAAUGCGUUACUUCGGAGACCGCUUCGAUUGUGGUCAGAUCGGGUCUCCAUUCGGGUGGCACGAUGGUGUACAAACCACCGGGCACGCCGGCCAGCAUCCCGAGUUCCUCCAUAUCUUUGCCCAACAUGCCGAAAAUGUUGGCGCCGAUUAUACCAAACAUAUCAACUCCGAAUAUGCCGAGUAUAACUUCCGUAGAUUUAAUCGCGAAAACGGACAAAGUUGAGGUGAAGUUGGCGAAAAAUGGUGACGUGUCGCUUAAGGAAGAGACAAAACCGAACAAAUUUUUGAGGCCAACUUCGUUACCGUUGAAACCGGGCACGUUCACGCCUAAGAAGCAUCACGGUAUCACUCCAACAGCGAAUACGCUUCCGCUCAUAAGCCCGGAAACCCCGCGGCCGAAGAAAUCCUACGGGCAGCUUUACUUGAACGGACACGCUUAUACAUAUCUUGGCCUGAAAUGUUCGACUAGAGUGUUUUAUUGCACUUUGAACAGACCUCAGCCGAUGUAUGUCACGCAGCAACACGGUUUAUCCAUGUAUUCGAAUUGGGAGAUAUGCAAAGAAGCGCCACCUGAUGUUGAUAUGGCACAUUAUGAUUCGAGGCACAGACCGCUUAAUUAUACAACUGCGUGGAAAAAGCAGGAGGAUAUUUUGACGCAUUCCUCGCACAGGCCAACCACGCCGACUAGUUCGGACAGUGAUAUGCAAGAUAAAGCAAAGAGAGUGAAGAUAUUCGACGGAGGCUUCGAAAGCAAUGAAGAUUAUACAUACGUUAGAGGCAGAGGUCGAGGUCGCUAUGUUUGUGAAGAAUGUGGCAUACGUUGUAAAAAACCAUCUAUGUUAAAGAAACAUAUCAGAACACAUACGGACGUAAGGCCAUACACGUGUAAACAUUGUGCUUUUAGUUUUAAAACCAAAGGCAACCUCACAAAGCAUAUGAAAUCAAAAGCUCAUUACAAAAAGUGUGUGGAAUUAGGCGUUAUCCCAGUACCUACAGCAGUCUGCGAUGAAAACAUUGAUAAAGACGCUAUAGCCCGAUUAGCAGCAGGUGGCAAUAUCGAGGAGUCCUCGGAAGAAGAGGAAGAAAGCGAAGGAGAAGAGAGCGAGGAAUCGAGAAGCGAGGAGCAAGAAGCUGCACAGAGUUUGCUAAGUUUAUCGCAACGUAAUACGAAUAGAUAUCCGGGGCUAUUGCCGUUUGGACGACCUACGACUUAUCCUUACACUCUCACCUUCCCGACAACUUCCACAUUCGCGAGCAUAUCUACCACGAUAAGCAACAAUACCUGUCUGACUAGCCAACCUGUCACUAUGCAAAAAACCACUCUUGUUCGAAACGAAUUGUCCCAACGUUACUAUUUUUCGAGUCGAAUUAGUCCCGAGGACUCGAGGAUGAGCGUGAUCCAAUCAUCGAAGAAAGAAGAAUGCCCUGAUGUCGAAGUGAACGAGAUUGUCGAUACCGAUUCAACAAAUAGUUUGCCGCAGCCCAUAGAUCUGACAACGAAGCCAGCUUUGCAAACAUUGCCCUCUUCCAUACCGCAAAGAGCCAGGCCAGCAGACAUUUUAACUCCCGUUUCGGAACCGGUCUUGUUACAAACGAUCGUUCAAACUAUGGAAAGACUGCCGAUACAGGGGAGAGAGUGGAAACCGGAUGCCGAGGGACACAUGUUGCAAGCGUAUCUCACUGAAAGGCAUGUUAUGGAUAGCAAGAUUAAACAACAGUAUCGGGUGGGGAAUAUUAAGAAACAAGCGAAGGAGAGGGAUAUUUAUCCACAACAAAACUCUCCGAAAUCGAGAAGCAUCGAAUUAAUGGAAAGUAUUCCAGCAACGACUUACACCGAUUCCACCAAGAUGCAAAUGCAAGCAGUGAUGGAUUCAAGAAUCAAACAUACAUCGAAACACACCGCGGAAAAUAUCGGUUUAACGAGUCCUGUCAAAUCAAAAUUGAAUCAUGACAUACGUUUGAGCCAAGAUAUUCCUUCCUCAAAUAACAUGGAAAGUGUCAGACCGGUCAACAUGGACAACAGAUCUCCGAGCAGAGAUAUGAUUUUAUUGUCGGAUAACAGACACCAUACCCAAUCUCAAGAAUCGAGAAUUAAUUUUGAAAAAUUGCCAUUAAUGAUGCACGAAUCCUCUAAAAUACAUGAAGUCUCGAGACCGCAAAACAUUGACAUGAGAAACAUGGAUCGUAUCGAGAUGAAUCAUACGGAUAUAACGAAACAAAGCAUUGCGGAGAGCAUUAAACAUACAGUUGCGCGAAAAAUGGUUGUCGGAGGGCCAGGUUUCAGAUCACCCUUUUCUAACGCGUCAACCACUAAACCACAAGCUGAAUUCUUGCAGCCUUCGAAUGGACCUGCCCCUAAUUAUGUCAGUUACAGUGUGACUGAGGAUGGAAGAAGCGUGUGCGGAAUUUGUAAUAAAGUGUUCAGCAAACCUAGUCAGUUACGGUUGCAUAUCAACAUUCAUUACUUCGAAAGACCAUUUAGAUGUGAAAGUUGCGCUGUCUCUUUUCGAACCAAGGGUCAUUUGACAAAGCAUGAGAGAUCUGUUUCUCACCAUAAUAAGGUUAGUAUGACUUCUACAUUCGGGGCUGCAACCACUAGUAAUCCUAGACCAUUCAAAUGUACUGACUGUAAAAUAGCAUUCAGAAUACACGGUCACUUAGCAAAGCAUCUUCGUAGCAAAAUGCAUAUUAUGAAAUUAGAAUGUUUAGGAAAAUUACCGUUCGGAACAUAUGCUGAAAUGGAAAGAUCUGGUAUCAAUUUGAAUGAUAUUGAUACUACUGACUGUGAUAAUAGUCUUACUAGUCUUCAGAUGCUGGCUCAAAGACUUUGUGAAAAAGAUCCUACUAAAAUAGGACAAUGGGAUCCUGAAACAAUUUCAAGUCAAAUGAUCAGCGGUGGUGAAACUUCAUCGGAUGAGGGUGAGCCUGUGCCACAACACAUGGUGCAUCCAGAUCCUGUGAAAGUGACAGACGCGGACAUGUCUCGAUAGUAUCAUGUGCCAAUCUCGAACGAAGAUUCGAAAUUUGAUGUUCGCCAUACAAAUCUUCAGUUUAGUUAACAGAGAUGCGAGUACGGUAUGAAAGGCUAAAUCAACCUACAUUUCUCAUAGAUGAUAUGAGAGCCGAACAAAAUCAUGCAAUCAUACAAGUGCCAACUUUACGGUGUCUUGCGUACUAUGAAAAAGUUAAAAGUACAUUUGCUUUGUUGAACAUAAUAUCAAAUCAGAUUCUAGUACAAAUAUCCAAGGGAAUAGAAACAAAACUUUGGACAAGUGUAGAGAGAAAAAAGAAUACUCAAAAAAGAAUUAUGGAGAAAUUUGUAGUCAAGAAAGAUUACAAAAAAUAAUCGAAGACUCAUAGUGCCAAAAUAAUGCAGCGGACAAUAUAGACAAUCUGCGGUGAAAUUAUUUCAAAAAAACUUGUUGCCGUAAUCGAUAUAAUAGUUAUAAAUAAUUAUAAAUAGUAACAAAAUAUUAUCUCUUUUCGAAGGAAAUUUAUUAAAAAUGUCAUUAAUUAUUAAU
Molecule: messenger RNA, 7599 nt
Organism: Apis laboriosa (Himalayan honeybee)
Lineage: Eukaryota; Metazoa; Arthropoda; Insecta; Hymenoptera; Apidae
Gene: shn
Exons: 8
Coding region: 2566-7068 (1500 amino acids)
Biological process (GO): regulation of transcription by RNA polymerase II
Cellular component (GO): nucleus
Molecular function (GO): RNA polymerase II cis-regulatory region sequence-specific DNA binding; DNA-binding transcription factor activity, RNA polymerase II-specific; zinc ion binding
Source: RefSeq, a predicted model, not a curated record